This is a messenger RNA of Mus caroli (Ryukyu mouse), 2050 nucleotides long. Lineage: Eukaryota; Metazoa; Chordata; Mammalia; Rodentia; Muridae. The record is from RefSeq and is a predicted model, not a curated record.
CAGCCGAGGUACAGGUGCCUGGGGUGCAGCUCGCUGCGCUCGCCCGCCGUCAGAGCAGGCCUCACGUCCCUUGUCCCGCCUUCUGCUGCGGCCGCCCUCUCGCUUCGCCAAAUGCAGGCUGUCGCCCUCCCGGAGGAGAUCUGUUGGCUCCUGGAAGAUACAGAAGACUUCCUGGCAGAAGGCUUGCAGAAUGAGAACCUCAGUCCUGGGGCGCAGGAUCAGAGAGCCCACAUUCUUAGGGGUUUCCAGCAAAUCAAAUCCAGGUACUGUUGGGAUUUUCAGCCCCAAGGAGGUGACCUUGGCCAGGACAGCUCUGAUGACAAUCUGAGUGGGACUCACGGCCCACCCCUCACGUCAGAAGCAUCCUUUUGGUCAGAUUAUCAGGACGAGGGAAUAGAAGACAUCUUAAGAGGGGCUCAAGAGCUGGAUAGCGUCAUCAAGCAAGGGUACCUGGAGAAGAAAAGCAAAGAUCAUAGCUUCUUUGGGUCGGAGUGGCAGAAGCGAUGGUGUGUUAUCAGCAGAGGGCUCUUCCUCUACUAUGCUAAUGAGAAAAGCAAGCAGCCCAAAGGGACCUUCCUCAUUAAGGGCUACAGUGUCCGGAUGGCCCCUCACCUGCGGAAAGAUUCCAAGAAAGAAUCCUGCUUUGAACUGAUCUCCCAGGAUAGGCGCAGCUAUGAGUUUACAGCUUCUAGUCCAGCUGAAGCCAGAGACUGGGUAGAUCAAAUAAGUUUCUUGUUAAAAGAUCUUAGCUCCUUAACCAUUCCCUUCGAAGAGGAGGAAGAGGAAGAGGAGGAAGAAGAGAAAGAAGAGGAAGAAAUGUACAAUGACGUCGAUGGCUUUGACUCCCCAAGGUCUGGCUCCCAGUGCAGAGCCAUGGCCUUGCCUGAGCCUACUGAGAAAGAGGAAGACAUUUAUGAAGUCCUACCAGUGGACUAUGCCGAUUAUUACCAGGGCCUAUGGGAUUGCCAUGGUGACCAGCCAGAUGAACUGUCCUUCCAACGGGGUGACCUCAUCCGCAUUCUGAGCAAGGAGUACAACAUGUACGGCUGGUGGGUAGGAGAGCUGAACAGCGUCAUCGGAAUUGUUCCAAAGGACUAUCUCACCACCGCCUUUGAAAUGGAAGGAAGAUGAAGCCCAGGGAACGUAUUCUUCUCUCUAUCCUACCUCAGGAAGAAACAGACCAUCAGAAACUCCUGUCCCCAACUCUGGCCAUGGAUUCUUCUCUUCCCUGAAUGGAGCCAAGACUCUGCUGCUUCGUGUGACUUUAAGCCACUGAUAAGAUGAGUAGGAAGAAGACAGUUCAUCAGACCUGCUCCUCAAGCAGCCAGCUUCUAGCUUUCUGCCCUCUCUGUGUCCCCACAUCCAUAAGCCUUUCCUACGAGCCCGCUACAAAGAAGACAGCAACGGAGGAAAUCAUGGGAGGAAGAGGCUACUGAUGGGUUGUGGCUUGCAAAGCACAAAUAAAGUCUGGAUGUGUUUCCUUGCCUUGUAUGGUGGGGCUGAAUUCCUUUCUGACAAUAUCACAGGCUGGCAAGAUGGUUCCAUGGGUAAGAGCACCUGCUGCCAGGCCUGAUGACCUGAGUUCAGGCCCCAGGACCCACGCGGUAGGAGAGAACCCAUCCCCACACGUUGUCCUCUGACCUCCAUGCAUGUACCAUGGCACAUGUAUACCCAUACACUUGAAUAAAUAAAAAUGAAUAAUAAGCAAAUGUUAAGUUUUAAUAAUAUCAAAAUGGCACUGCUAGGUAUUCUUGCCAUCUGCAAAGUGGGAAGGGACAGUCACAGCAAGAGUGAAAGCCCGGACAGGGAAGGAGAGAUUGACUGCCUUCAGUCCCACUGAUGGAACAGACAUCUCUGGAACUCAGGACAGCUAGUGCCCUUCUGGUCAGUGUCUCAGACUGCCUUUGGUUGGCUACUUGGUUGUUUCUUCUUCUGUGAUGAACCUCUGAGACACAGACAGAAGCAAGGCCUGGAAAUGAGCACGCUGGAGAGCCCCUCUGUGGGCAUUGUGGUCUCCAGUGAUGGAAUCCCAGACGGAGUGAGGACAUGG